Messenger RNA from Glycine soja, 876 nucleotides. Its product is annotated as RNA polymerase II transcriptional coactivator KELP-like. The record is from RefSeq and is a predicted model, not a curated record. Gene Ontology annotation, molecular function: DNA binding; transcription coactivator activity. The transcript has 3 exons. Lineage: Eukaryota; Viridiplantae; Streptophyta; Magnoliopsida; Fabales; Fabaceae. Bases 124 to 624 code for a protein of 166 amino acids. Gene Ontology annotation, biological process: positive regulation of transcription initiation by RNA polymerase II.
ACCCUUCAGCAGAAAGUUAAUAAGUCACCCAACACUGUGACACACAUCCCCCCGUUUCCGUAUCUCUCCGAAAUUUCUGUUAGAUUGUUUCUGUUCUGUGUCAGAGAAAUCAGUGCAACAAAAAUGGACGAUGCCGAAACCAAAGGAAGAAUCGAAGAAACUGUUCGCAGGGUUUUGCAAGAAUCGGACAUGGACGAGGUUACUGAGUCUAAGAUUCGAAAACAGGCCUCCGAACAACUUGGCCUCGACCUGUCUCAGCCCCAUUUUAAAGCCUUCGUCAAACAGGUCGUGAAGGCUUUUCUCCAAGAAGAAGAACAAAGACAGCAACAACAGCAACAAGAUGAAGAUGAUGAUGAUGAAGAAGAAGAACAAGGAGGAGUUUCCAAGGGCAAGGAGUACGAUGAUGAAGGCGAUCUCAUCAUCUGCAGGCUUUCAGAUAAGAGAAGGGUGACGAUUCAGGAUUUCAGAGGGAAAACAUUGGUCUCCAUUCGGGAGUAUUAUAAAAAGGAUGGCAAGGAGCUUCCUACUUCCAAAGGAAUAAGUUUGACAGAAGAGCAGUGGUCAACCUUUAAGAAAAAUGUGCCUGCCAUAGAAAAAGCCAUUAAGAAAAUGGAGUCAAGUUGAUACCGAGUUGACCUCUCAACUCUCAAGUGAUGUGGCUUUGCUUGUUUCUUUUUGGUGAAUAUAUCCUGCACCAUGGUGCCCCUUUGAUACUGGACCUUUUUGUUAAAGGACUUGAAGUCACUGUGAAUGUUUUUUGUGUUUUGCAACCUGAGUGGCUAGAGAGCCAUUUCAGGAAGGCUAAACUGAAUGCCAGUGUAACUUCAAACUGAAUACAUUUAAGUCUAUUAUUUCCUUCAAUGUCGUUUUAACUCA